Messenger RNA from Cryptomeria japonica (Japanese cedar), 2251 nucleotides. RefSeq names its product protein NAR1. Gene Ontology annotation, cellular component: cytosol. The record is from RefSeq and is a predicted model, not a curated record. Lineage: Eukaryota; Viridiplantae; Streptophyta; Pinopsida; Cupressales; Cupressaceae. Gene Ontology annotation, molecular function: 4 iron, 4 sulfur cluster binding. The coding region runs from base 471 to 1913 and encodes 480 amino acids. The transcript is spliced from 12 exons.
AAGCCCCUCGACCAAAAAUGGAAAAAGUGAUGAACGGACACGAUCUACUCUAUCGUCUUGCACGCUUCUAAAGAGUUUAAGACCAUCCGAUUUACAAAUGAAGGUUCUCUUUGUCAUCAAUAUUGCUAAUGUGAACUAGAAGGCGUAAGACUGAACAAUUGCUGUUUUGUGUGGAGAUCUCUCCUCUGGCACAGGAAACAUAACAUGUCUGGCUUACUGAAGAAGGUCAGGGUUUGAAUUAUGGUUAUUGCCUCACAAGUUUCUCAUUCAAGAUAAAUAGUUUCCCGCCGCCUUCGACUCUGCUAUUUAUAUCCCCCAGCAACAACCAAAUUUAAAAGAAAAGGUAUUCAGGAAGGAAGCUGGAGUAGCAGAAGCAAUAAUAGCAAUUCCUCACUGCCCUGGGACGAGAACAGACAAAAAUCAAAAGCAGCAGUAAAGUUGAAAGGACAGAAGAAAUCAUUAUUGUCAUCAUGACAGAAAAAUUUUCUGCAACUUUGAGAUUGGGUGACCUCAAUGACUUCAUAGCCCCUUCGCAGUCUUGUAUUGUUUCCUUGAAAGGGCUCAAGGCAAUCCCAAAAGCGGAGAUUCAAGAGAGGCAACCCUCAAGAUUAGACCCCGCUCAAGUAGAGCCAGUCAAAGUUACGCUCCAUGAUUGUUUGGCAUGCAGUGGCUGCUUAACAUCUGCGGAGACAGUUAUGCUGGAGCAGCAAAGUGUCAGUGAGUUUCUUUCUCGCAUUACAGCCAAAGAAACUGAUGUUAUUGUAUCAAUUUCCCCACAGUCCAGAGCAUCUUUAGCAACUUAUUAUGGUCUUACCCCUUUGCAGGUAUUUAAGAAGCUCACUGGUUUUUUGAAGUCUCUUGGUGUUAAGGCAGUGUUUGACACGAGCUGUAGCAGAGACUUGUCACUUAUUGAAUCCUGUGUAGAGUUUGUCAAGCGAUACAAGGGACAGUUUAAGGGUGGUGUCGAGCAAUUGAAGUCAAGCCUACCAAUGUUGGCAUCUGCUUGUCCUGGUUGGAUAUGCUAUGCUGAGAAAACACUUGGAUCAUACAUUCUACCAUAUAUCAGCACUACCAAAAGCCCUCAACAGGCAAUUGGCACAAUUAUCAAGCAUCAUGUCUGCAAGAAAAUGGGCCUCACGACAGAAAAAGUGUACCAUGUGACUAUAAUGCCCUGUUAUGACAAGAAACUGGAAGCUGCAAGGGAUGAUUUUAUAUUUUCAGUUGAACGUCAAGGAGAGACGGGUCAAGAAGCUGCGGGACCCAGGGUAUCUGAAGUGGAUUGUGUUUUAACAUCUGGAGAAAUGUUAGAUUUGUUUAAGGCAAAAAAUAUUGACUUCAUGUCCCUAGAAGAAGCCCCUCUUGAUAGAUUGUUGACAAAUGUUGACGGUGAAGGCCACCUAUAUGGUGUUCGAGGGGGUUCUGGUGGUUAUGCCGAGACUAUUUUCUGCCAUGCAGCUAAACAAAUAUUUGAAAAAGACAUUGAAGGACCACUUGAAUUCAAAAUAUUAAGAAAUUCAGAUUUCCGAGAAGUUUCUUUAGAGGUCAAUGGACAAAGUGUAUUAAAAUUUGCACUUUGUUAUGGAUUCCGAAACCUCCAGAAUAUUGUUCGGAAAAUAAAAGCGGGAAAGUGUGAAUAUCACUUUGUGGAGGUCAUGGCUUGUCCUGCAGGUUGCUUGAAUGGUGGAGGUCAGAUCAAGCCCAAGAAGGGACAAUCUAUGAAGGAUUUGAUUCAGUCAUUAGAACGUUCAUAUUUGCAAGAGAUCUUAGUAGCCGAUCCCUUUGAAAACACCUUGGUAAAAGGCUUAUAUGAUGAGUGGUUAGGCCAACCUGGAUCAGAGACAGCGGAAAAGUUCAUGCAUACAGAAUAUCAUUAUCGCGAAAGAAGUUUAAACUCAGAGUUGGUUAAUUGGUGAACGAUAAUUCAUAUUUAGGGUAUGAAAAUUUUCUUUAGAAAAAGAGGUGACUAAAAUGGUAUCCACAGGUGAGUAAAUCCUAUGAGUGAGUUUCAACUCAUAUUCAUUGUAUUCUCUCAAAAAAUGAAAUGUGUAUGAUAAUAAUAUUAGCUAGUGGGAAAGUUGCAAUUUCAUUGAUUUAUCUGUUCUAGACAUUAUUCUUAUUCUCAUACAUCUGUGACAAUUUUGUGUCUCGUAUAUGAAAGAGGAAGUAAAUUAUUCCCUUUCAGAGCUACCAUAAAUAUUCCCAAUUUUCCAUUCAAAUUCUUUUGAAAUUGAUUUCAUGCUUCUCUUUCAAA